Molecule: messenger RNA, 3836 nt
Organism: Ostrinia furnacalis (Asian corn borer)
Lineage: Eukaryota; Metazoa; Arthropoda; Insecta; Lepidoptera; Crambidae
Gene: Egfr
Product: epidermal growth factor receptor
Exons: 5
Coding region: 66-3722 (1218 amino acids)
Biological process (GO): positive regulation of kinase activity; cell surface receptor protein tyrosine kinase signaling pathway; multicellular organism development
Cellular component (GO): signaling receptor complex; plasma membrane; basal plasma membrane
Molecular function (GO): ATP binding; transmembrane receptor protein tyrosine kinase activity
Source: RefSeq, a predicted model, not a curated record
AGUACACGAUGGAAGUUACUGCCGUACGCUUGUGUCUCGAGCGACCCCGCGAGUGAUGUCGCAGCAUGGUUGCUGCCCGUGUGAUCCUCUGUUGCCUGUGCGUGAUAUAUCUCGUGACCGCCGCGGCCGCCGCCCGGUCCCACCGACACCCCACACAACCUUCGCGCCAUAAACCAAAACACUCGGAAUUCGUUAAAGGAAAAAUAUGCAUUGGGACGAACGGUCGCAUGUCGGUUCCAUCGAACCGAGACACCCACUACCGGAAUCUUCGCGAUCGCUUCACAAACUGUACAUACGUCGACGGGAACCUCGAGCUGACAUGGCUUGGAAACGAGAACAUGGACCUCUCCUUUCUAAAGUACAUCCGAGAAGUCACGGGUUACGUCCUGAUUUCGUACGUGAACGUCAAGCACAUUGUCUUGCCGCAACUGCAAAUCAUCCGCGGCAGGACACUUUUCAAACUCAAUAUCCGAGAAGAACAAUUCUCUCUAUUGGUGACCAUGUCCACAGCAUUCACACUCGAGCUGCCGGCACUGCGAGACGUCCUCCGGGGAAGUGUCGGCAUCUACAAUAACUACAAUCUUUGCCAUGUUAAAACCAUAAACUGGGACGAGAUCAUUACCGGCACCAACGCAACAUACGUUUAUGCUUAUGACUUCCAAGCGGCUGAAAGGGAUUGUCCGCGAUGCCAUCCAAGUUGCGAAGCCGGCUGCUGGGGUGAAGGUCCCCAGAACUGCCAAAAGUUCUCUAAAACGAACUGCAGCCCCCAGUGUGACCAAGGUCGCUGUUUUGGCCCUAACCCACGGGACUGCUGCAAUGCUUUUUGCGCUGGAGGAUGCACGGGUCCUUUGCCUAGCCAGUGUCUUGCCUGCCGGAACUUUUACGAUGAAGGAACUUGCUCACAAGAAUGCCCUCGAAUGCAAAAGUACAAUCCCACGAAUUAUUCGUGGGAACCAAACCCUAAUGGAAAGUAUGCAUACGGUGCAACUUGUGUUAGAAAUUGCCCAGAGCAUCUACUCAAAGAUAAUGGAGCUUGUGUGAGAAGUUGCCCGCCAAACAAGACAGCUGUGAAUGGAGAAUGCAUACCAUGCAAUGUGACAUGCCCAAAAACUUGCCGAGCAGAAAAACCGAUUCAUUCGGGCAAUAUUGAAAGCUUUAGAGACUGCACAAUCAUAGAUGGUUCGAUUGAGAUUCUGGAAAUGACAUUUACUGGAUUCCAGCAUGUUAAUCCCGACUAUUCCUUUGGUGAGCGUUACCCAAAGAUGGAGCCAGAUGCGCUAGAAGUGUUCAGCACAGUGCGAGAAGUGACCGGAUAUCUGAACGUUCAGGCUCACCAUCCCAAUUUCACCAGUCUAUCCUAUUUCCGCAACUUAGAAGUUAUAGGAGGGCGACAAGUGGUAGAGAACCUUUUUGCCUCCUUGUACAUAGUAAAAACUUCUCUUGAAUCCUUGGGACUGAAAUCUCUGAAAAGAGUAAACUCUGGCGCAAUAGCAAUUAUGGAAAACAGAAACCUAUGCUUCGCUGACAGGAUCGCUUGGAAUAAAUUGGUGAAAUCUAAAGACCAUAAACAAAUCAUACAGAACAAUAGCGAUUUGAGAUCAUGUGAAAAAGCAAACUUGGUGUGCGAUCCUCAAUGCUUGGCGGACGGCUGCUGGGGACCCGGACCUGAUCAGUGCCUCUCCUGCCUAAACUACAAGUUUGGCGAAAUAUGUAUCCAGAACUGCAGUGUGAAACCUGGGUUGUACAAAGCGGGUCCGAAGACUUGCAGGCAGUGUGAUGCAGAAUGCUUAGAUGGCUGUACAGGACCAAGUCCCGCGAACUGCACCAGGUGUAAGAAUGUUCGCGAUGGCCCAUUCUGCGUCGCCGAAUGCUUAGAAACAAGAUACCCUUCAGAGAACGGCACGUGCGAACCAUGCCACGUCAACUGCCACAAUGGCUGCACUGGACCAAAGAAUACCGUAGGCGAAGGAGGCUGCAACUCUUGCAAAAAAGCCAUUAUUAGCGUAGAAGCAACGGUUGAGAAAUGCCUGGCUGAGAACGAACUGUGCCCAGAUGGGUAUUAUAACGAGUGGGUAGGCAACGUCAAGCCUUUAGAAGGCAAAGUAAAAGUCGUCUGUCGCAAGUGUCACCCACUGUGCAAAAAAUGUACCGGUUUCGGUAUUCACGAGCAAGUCUGUAAAGUCUGCAAUGGCUUCAAGAGAGGUGACCAAUGCGAGGAAGAAUGUCCCACAGACCAUUUCACCGACGAGGAAUUCAGGACAUGCACACCGUGUCACAGCGAGUGCCGCGGUUGCACAGGUCCCUCCUCCACUGAUUGUAUUAAAUGCCAAAAUCUAAAAAUUUUCCUUACUGAAGGCAAUAACUUUGACAACACUUCAGCUUUCAAUUGCACAGAUACGUGCCCAGAAAACUUUCCUCAUAAGAUAUUCUUUGACGAAUUGUUACAAAAUCCGAUCGACGAACCUUACUGCUCAGAGUUAGCCAAUGGUCUCAUCCCUAAUUUGACGACAGCAAGGACUCCUACAGUUCUAAUCAUAAUCCUGGUUUUAGCUUUAUUGCUUUUGGUGAUUCUCGGUAUAAUAGGUUAUACCUGUCGUCAAAAAGCAAAAGCUAACAAAGAAGCAGUAAAAAUGACUUUAGUACUGACUGGAUGUGAAGACAACGAACCUUUACGACCGACAAAUGUAAAGCCAAACUUAGCCAAGCUGAGAAUAGUCAAGGAAGCAGAACUUCGCCGGGGUGGCAUGCUAGGUUUUGGAGCAUUUGGUAAAGUGUACAAAGGUGUUUGGGUGCCAGAAGGCGAAAACGUCAAGAUUCCUGUAGCCAUAAAAGUUCUGAAAGAAGGCACCGGUGCCAAUUCUAGCAAAGAAUUCUUAGAGGAAGCUUAUAUCAUGGCCAGUGUAGAGCACCCUAAUCUUUUGCAAUUAUUAGCAGUUUGUAUGACCAACCAGAUGAUGCUUAUUACCCAGUUGAUGCCUCUAGGGUGUUUACUUGACUACGUAAGAACACACAAAGAGAAAAUAGGAUCCAAAGCAUUUUUGAACUGGUGCACCCAAAUUGCGCGAGGUAUGUCAUAUUUAGAAGAGAAGAGAUUGGUGCACAGAGAUUUGGCCGCAAGAAAUGUUUUAGUACAAACGCCGAAUUGUGUUAAAAUUACAGAUUUCGGUUUAGCAAAACUAUUAGACAUAAACGAAGACGAGUACAAAGCGGCUGGAGGCAAAAUGCCCAUCAAAUGGUUAGCGUUGGAAUGCAUUCAGCAUAGGAUAUUUACGCACAAGAGUGACGUUUGGGCUUUCGGUGUCACGAUAUGGGAAAUACUAAGCUAUGGCGCUCGCCCAUACGAGAACAUAUCGGCGCGGAAUGUGCCAGAAUUAAUUGAAAAUGGCCUGAAAUUACCACAACCGGGCAUAUGCACGUUGGACAUUUACUGCAUAAUGGUCUCAUGUUGGAUGUUGGACGCCGACAGUAGACCGACAUUCAAGCAGCUGGCUGACACCUUUGCGGAAAUGGCGAGAGAUCCGGGCAGAUAUCUCGUUAUUCCAGGAGAUAAAUUCAUGCGUCUCCCGUCCUACUCUACUCAGGAUGAGAAGGAGUUAAUAAGGAACUUAUCCUCAGCCAUGGAAGGUCCCGAACCACUCGUUGAAGCAGACGAAUAUCUGCAACCCAAGUUCCAAACGGUUCCUGGUACCGCUACUACGUCAGUAGUCAGUGUCGGGAUAUAGACACAAACGAGCUCUCUUAAACCGUGCACAUCAUCUUCGUGGGCUAACAAUGUCACAAGCCCAGAUGGCGUGAACACAGACGGUUCCAACAAACCUGAAACGUGGGACCACGAG